Messenger RNA from Antechinus flavipes (yellow-footed antechinus), 1078 nucleotides. It is a transcript of the gene INKA1, whose product is annotated as inka box actin regulator 1. The record is from RefSeq and is a predicted model, not a curated record. Gene Ontology annotation, molecular function: protein serine/threonine kinase inhibitor activity; protein kinase binding. Bases 173 to 1021 code for a protein of 282 amino acids. NCBI's taxonomy places the organism in Eukaryota, Metazoa, Chordata, Mammalia, Dasyuromorphia, Dasyuridae. The transcript is spliced from 2 exons. Gene Ontology annotation, cellular component: nucleus.
GCCAGAUGUUGGAAGCAGCAGGAGGGAGGGAGAAGAGAGCCGGCCGUCCUUCCAACUCCACUCCCGCGAUCCCUGCCCAAGCCCCAGACGGCCAGUAGCAGCGGCUGCCCGAGUGCAGAGGGCCUGGGGGGGAGGUGCUGGCCCCACUUGGGGCCCUUCUCCCUCGUCGGGAAUGCGGAGCUCCCGGCUGGACAGUUUCCUGGGACAGUUCCGUCUGGAGUUGCUGUGCGGGAGGGAAGAGUCAAGCUCCCCCCGGAUGCAGGCUCCCUCCCAGCCAACCCCGCCAGAGCCAGCCAGCGGCCCCCGGCCCUGCCUGCCCCCGCGAGCGUCGGACGCCUCCGAAGCGGACUCGGCCUGCUGCCUAGAAGAGGACGACGAGGAAGGAGCUGCACUGUCUCCCUGUGAACGCACCCUGGACUGGGACUCCGGCUACUCGGAGGUGUCGGGGAGCACCUGGCGGGACGAGGACCGGCCGGUGCUUCGGAGGGUGGGGCGCCUGCGGGGCCGGACCAGCCCCCCGGCCGGACGUCGCCCCCGCCCCAAAUCUACUUCGGACGUGUGUCUGGAGCAGUGGCGGGGACUUGAUGCGGAGGACUGGACCGCAUCUCUAUUGUCGCGGAGCCGGAGCCGCCAGCCCCUGGUGCUAGGGGAUAACUGCUUCGCAGACCUGGUGGAGAACUGGAUGGAGCUGCCGGAGGCGGCGGGGGAAGGGUGCCCGCCAGGGCCCCCCCGCUGGCUGGGGAAGCCCCACCACUUCUUGCUCAACCUCUCGGACCAGCUCAGGCGCCGGCUAGGUGGGGGCGGGGGCGGGGGCCGGAACCGGGGCUCUUCGGGAGCUGGGGCAGCCCCCCAGCGGAGCAGUCCGGCAGCCAUGGCCGCCAAGCGCCUGUCCUGUCCCCCUGCGCCUGGGUGCCCCCUCCCCUCGCCGGACCUCGCCGCAGACUUUACUCACUUUGCCGCUCUCAUGAGGAGCCGUAGUCGCCAGCCCAUCAUUUGCAAUGAUGUCAUUGGCUACAUCUGACACCUUUUCUCUCCACCCCCAUCCCCAAACACGGACAAUAAAGGGUUUUCUAUUAGA